Camarhynchus parvulus is the source of this 796-nucleotide messenger RNA. Its product is annotated as hepatic lectin-like. The transcript is spliced from 6 exons. The record is from RefSeq and is a predicted model, not a curated record. Lineage: Eukaryota; Metazoa; Chordata; Aves; Passeriformes; Thraupidae. The coding region runs from base 1 to 693 and encodes 230 amino acids.
AUGGACGAAGAGGAGCUCCAGGAUGACCUGCGCCUCUUCCCAGUUUUUCCCAAUUUCCUGGUUUCUCCCCAUUCCCCGUUUUCCCAAUUUCCGGUUUUCGCGUUUUCCAGGCUGGGGCUCCCGCGCUCCUUCCCGGCCGUGUACCUGAGCCUGGCGCUCUCCUCGCUGCUGCUGCUGGGCCUCAGCGCGCUGGCGCUGGCCAGAGUUUCCUCCAUUUCCUCCAAACUCCACCAGGAGAAACAGGAAUGGAAUUUUUCCAGUUGGGAUUCCUUCCUGUUCCCGUGCCGGGCGGAUUCCCGGGAAUGGGAAUAUUUCUCUGGGAAUUGUUAUUAUUUCUCGCUGGCGCGGCUGAGCUGGGAGCGGGCGCGGGAGCGGUGCCGGGAGCGCCGCGCCGACCUGGUCGUGGUGGGCAGCUUCGCCGAGCAGCAGUUCCUGAUGUCCCGCGCGCGGAACGAGCGCUUCUGGAUCGGCCUCACCGACCGGAAUUCCGAGGGAAACUGGGAAUGGGUCGAUGGCACCGACUACAAAUCCUCCUUCACGUUUUGGCAGGAGGGGGAGCCCAACGACAGCGGGAAUAACGAGGAUUGCGCUCACCUCUGGAUCUCCGGGAAGUGGAACGACGUCCACUGCACCUUCGAGUGCUUCUUCGUCUGCGAACGCCCCCUUGCCCAAAAAUCCCCUUUUUCCCACUAAAAUCCGGGAUCCCCAUUCCCAGUUUUCCCGCCCCCCGCGGGGCUGCGGUGUGAAAUUCCCGAAAAAAAUGUGAAUUUUUUAAGGGAAUAAAAGGAGAUUCCUG